AGCGGGCGGGAGAGGAGCGGGGAGCGCGGCUGCACGGCCCCGGCCGGCUCUGCAAGGCGGCGAUCGCCGAGGAGGAGAAGGAGGAGCAGCAGCGCCGCAGAGGCGGAGGGAUCUGCGCACCAAAGCCAUCUAGGCCAGCAAAGUUUGGCUGGGGGUUGGACUUUCCUUCCCGGAGGCGGCACCCAAACAGCUACCCCGUGCGGAAACCCAAACUUUCUACUGCCACUCGGGAGUCUUGCGGCCGCCGCCUUCUCCCCGCGCGUCCGGGGCCUGCCCGUCAGUCCGUCGGUCCGCGUGGAGCCGCUCGGGCGCCGCCGUGCUCCCGAUCUCUGCAGCUGCAGCGCCGUGGUCCUGGCUCGGACGUCCGGGCAAGUUCUCCAGAGUUAAAAGCGAAGUUCGGGCGAGGCGCGGGCCGAGCUGCCUCUGUGCGCCCCCGGCGUACCCAGUGCGCCCAGCCCCGCCGGGGGCGCCGGUGACCCUCCCGUGCCAGCCAUGUCGUCCAUCCUGCCCUUCACCCCCCCGAUCGUGAAGCGCCUGCUGGGCUGGAAGAAGGGCGAACAGAACGGGCAGGAGGAGAAGUGGUGCGAGAAGGCGGUCAAGAGCUUGGUGAAGAAGCUCAAGAAGACUGGGCAGUUGGACGAGCUGGAGAAGGCCAUCACCACGCAGAACGUGAACACCAAGUGCAUUACCAUCCCCAGGGCCACUGAGGAGAUCCCUCACACUGCCUGUGCACUGCAAGUCUGGGAUGCUGAGAAGUGGCUGGGAUGGAGGUCACUGGAUGGCCGGCUGCAGGUGUCCCAUCGGAAGGGGCUCCCCCAUGUUAUCUACUGCCGCCUGUGGCGAUGGCCUGAUCUACACAGCCACCAUGAGUUACGGGCCAUGGAGCUCUGUGAGUUCGCCUUCAACAUGAAGAAGGAUGAAGUAUGUGUAAAUCCCUACCACUAUCAGAGAGUAGAGACUCCAGUUCUACCUCCAGUGUUGGUGCCACGCCACACCGAGAUCCCGGCCGAGUUCCCCCCGCUGGAUGACUACAGCCAUUCCAUCCCCGAGAACACUAACUUCCCCGCUGGCAUUGAGCCCCAGAGCAAUAUUCCAGAGACCCCACCUCCUGGCUACCUGAGUGAAGAUGGAGAAACCAGUGACCACCAGAUGAACCACAGCAUGGAUGCAGGUUCUCCAAAUCUCUCCCCGAAUCCGAUGUCCCCAGCACACAAUAACUUGGACCUACAGCCAGUCACCUACUGUGAGCCGGCCUUCUGGUGCUCCAUCUCCUACUAUGAGCUGAACCAGCGAGUUGGGGAGACAUUCCACGCUUCACAGCCAUCCAUGACGGUAGAUGGCUUCACUGACCCCUCCAACUCAGAGCGCUUCUGCCUGGGCCUGCUGUCCAAUGUCAACCGGAACGCAGCCGUGGAGCUUACAAGGCGGCACAUUGGGAGAGGUGUGCGGCUCUACUACAUCGGAGGGGAGGUCUUUGCGGAGUGCCUCAGUGACAGUGCUAUUUUCGUCCAGUCUCCCAACUGCAACCAGCGCUAUGGCUGGCACCCUGCCACUGUCUGCAAGAUCCCCCCAGGCUGCAACCUAAAGAUCUUCAACAACCAGGAAUUCGCUGCCCUCCUAGCUCAGUCUGUGAACCAGGGCUUUGAGGCUGUCUACCAGUUGACUCGCAUGUGCACCAUCCGAAUGAGCUUCGUCAAAGGCUGGGGAGCAGAGUACAGGAGACAGACAGUGACCAGCACCCCCUGCUGGAUCGAGCUACACCUGAAUGGGCCCUUGCAGUGGCUUGACAAGGUCCUCACCCAGAUGGGUUCCCCCAGCAUCCGCUGUUCCAGUGUGUCUUAGAGACACUGGGAGUAAAGGGAGCGGGUUGGGGAGGGCGGGCAUGGGAAAAAUGACCUUGGAAGAGAACUCCAUCCAACUUGGUCUUAUCAAAGAACAGAUUCCUCCCAACUAAGGCACCAACCUGUCUCUGAGACCACAGAAGAAAAUCCCAGGAAUGGAUUUUAUGAACAGUUGUGUCUGCUCCAUACACGUGCCCCAGUCUGAAGGCCAACUGAUGGCUUCUGAUCUGGUGGCUUGAGCUAACAGGUGGUGUGUUGCCCCCUGACUCCUUGUUUAAUGACAGAGGUCUGGGAUGUCAUAGUCCAAAAGGAAAGUGCCUUUCUCCAGGGCUGGAGUGUGGAGUUUACCUUUGGAGAAGAACUUUCGAUGGAGCGUGCCCUGCCCCAGCACACUCAGAAGGGGUGUACCUGUCGAACUGAAUGGCUUACACAGGUACUUCCCCCGAACCCCCAGGAUGCAGAGUUGGAAACAUGCCGGAGGGAGGGUAGAGCUGGUGAGGUCCGUUCCUUCAUCGCCCACCCCUCCCUUCUUCCUUGGAAGGAGGCCGAAGCUCAGCGUGUGUGUGAGGUACAAUUCCUAUCAUCACAGCAAUCGCAAAGAGAUACGGUAUUGUUCAAAUAUUCACAGGAAGCAGCAAGGCAGUCCUGGGCGAGGUGGCACCAUGCUGAAUGAAUGCAUCUCUGGGAGCUGGCACCACACUCUGAGUGGUAGGCUGUGUUGGUUUAUGGAGAUAGUUGCAUCAAUGAAUUCCCCUAGCAUAGGCUCUUUGAAAUGUCUUCUGUUUGAUAGAAACAAUCCUGGGUACAUAUGUUGGCCAGGAAGCCAGAGUGGACUCAGCCACUGCUGCUUGCCCUGAGGUUUGGGAGCCGAGAGUUAUCGAAGACAAUGCACCAGGACGUGAGACAUCCCAGGCUGGCAUGGGCAAAUGAAAAGGGCUAUUAAAAUUUUUUUAUGCCUUGGAAAAUUGCAGGCUUGAUUCAGAGAGCUCUGUCAUCUUCACCCUGGGAUGUAAGAUCACCUAGCUUUGGUAAAGGAUCGCCACAGAAAACUGCUGCAGUGACACCGUGUAAUGAGCACUGUUCCCAGUGGCAAUUACAGAGAAAACGAGUGUAAAUUAUUUCAACUGGAAAAACCCAUCCCUUUCGUGGCUGUUUAGAACGCGGCACACAGGCUUGCUGCCUGCAACUGGUACUCUCUUCUUGGCUGCUGUCUCCGUUGUGAAAUGACGAGCCCAUGUUUCUGCACAGACUUCCUGUGGAAGUUCUGUCCUGCUCCAGAGGGGAAGAAAGUGCACCCUCCAAUGUGAUAAAUCUUCUGACGCUCCAGAGACUCUGGGGCACAUCCUAGUGCCCCUCCCGCAGGAGCCUGUGGCCUCAGCAGCUCUGGGCAGGGUAUUUCCAGCUAGGCAUGCCAAUCCUCCUUCAGACACGGAUGCCUGUGCGAGUCUCUCCCCAGGCUGAUGAUACAGGACUCAAAGACAAUUCUGAACCCCUCAGGUUCUCUGAAAGGGCACUGACCAUGGGCGUGAACACUGUGCCAGGCUUGAAAUGGUCUGCAGACUGCUGCUUCAGACACAGGAAGUCCUCGGAACUGGCUGCCUGCUUGCCUGCCUGAUACUCUGGUGUAGCUUCUAGAGGAGCAUUCAUGGCCCCCUCUAUCAGCUGCGGGCAGAGGUUCAUGUCACGUUCUGCCCGGGUUUCCUAGGGGCUUCUGGUGCCCCUCCCCCAGCCCUCCUCCAGGUGGCUGUAGCACAGCCCAUUCUGCUACAACUGGAAAGUACAGGGAGCCUGCACUCCUCAGGGCAGGCGGCGGCUUCUGGAGGCACAUGGUUAGGAGUACGGCCCUUCGCUUUAUUGACCAGUCACUGGAGAAAGCUGUACGAGAAAAUUCUAGGCAGGUCUACUCUUGGCAUUCCUGAGAGUAAAAGGCUGGGAGUCUAGGAAAGGUCACACAUUCAUGGAGAGCACAGGUCUUUUGGGUAUGUGUAAUCAAAGUGUCCUCCCAAAUCAGUUUUCCUUCUUGUAUGAACAGCAUUCUGCUUUUAAAGAACAGUUGAGAAUUGAGAAGAAAAUGGCACAGUAGGUGGUGUGGCCUUUGAGAAGCGUGGUUCCAUCAGGUGACCUGACUCUGCACGCCGGUCCAGCCGUGGGUGCCUGCUGAUACCAUGGCUAGCACCAGGUCUUCAUCUUCAGCACCCCCAAGAAGCUAACUCUGUACCCCUCUCCUCUGCUGCCCCUUCUUCCUUAGCCCAGGUGUGUGGACUAGAGUCCUGUGCUGGCCUGUGAGGGCCGUUGGUGGCCUGUAGAGAGGCCUGGCAUUUUGAGGACAGGCUAGAGUGGAGAGCAGGGCCUCUCUUAGGAAGGCCGCAAGGCGGGCAAGGCGGCUGGCAGACCUCUCCACUGACCUAAGUGGGCCUUUUUGAAAAUGUGUUGCAUCAAGCCUCGGUGCUUAUGAGGUGCUGUGGUCUUGAUCUUCCCCAACUGGCUUCUCAGAGCUGGGAUGUAUUCCAGAGCCUGAUGUUUUUAUUCAAACCACAGAAAGGUUUUCUUUACAUAGCAUGUGCAGUCACGCAUGUGCUGAGUUGUCUGGAGCAGAGGCAAAUAUCUGACUUCAUUCUUAGCCCCAAGCUGCCAUUUCUGAGUCCUUGAGAGGCUGGGAAGGCAGGCAGUUCUAGCUCUGCACUGUAUUCUUACUGUGUGACUAGACAUGUGAGCCCUUGACAUUAGAAGGAACCUGGCCAGAGCUCGCUUGUUCUGUUUUUGUGUGGCAUCCAUGUUCCAUUACUGGCCCCUUUAAGUAAUGGCCUUCACAGUGCACAGCAACUUCCCAGUGGGUAGAAAGCCACACACCAGGAUGUGGGUCAACCGUGAAGACGUGGCAUUGUAGACCGGGGAACAUGUGGAUGCAUGGCUAUUACCUGAACAGCCUUGCUUGUGUUAACACAAAAGUGAUGUUUAGCAUUCUGCCGCUUUCAUAUUUAUGUAACAAUUUCUUAAAACCAUUCAGAUGGGUAACUAUUUAAUUUCUUAAAAACAGUUGUAAAGUUCUCUCUCCUGAGGACAGUGACUUGGUAGAACUGGGGCACAGCCAGUCCCAGACACUGGUGGAGGCUGCAGUGACUUUUUUGGCUCAGGAUCCACAGGCAUCAGAGUAGACUGGGCCAACAAGUGGUGGCAUGUGCAAACAGGCUGCCCUAGUCAAGCCUAGUCCCUUCAACAGCACGUCCGCUGCACCAAGGCCCCUCCCUUCUGAAGUGGAAACUUCACAAGGAAAUUGUUGCCAUCUUUUGUCCCAGAAGCCUUUGCUGCUGCCAGGGCAAGUGGGCUGGUGUGGACUCUUGCUGAGGGAUGUUUGGAGGCUGAGGUUACUGUCACUCCUUAGCCAGCCAGGCCUUUAGUGUCUUUGUAAAAAGCAUGUAUUUAUAGUGUUUUAGAUUUUUCUAACUUUUGUAUCUUACAGCAUUGUACCCCAUUGUUUAAAGAGCCGUGUCCUUCUUCUAGACGCCCUUCUAAUAAACUUUUCACCGUAAUGCUCCUGAGCCAGGAGCACAGUCUGA
Messenger RNA from Apodemus sylvaticus (European woodmouse), 5398 nucleotides. It is a transcript of the gene Smad3, whose product is annotated as SMAD family member 3. Gene Ontology annotation, molecular function: DNA-binding transcription factor activity, RNA polymerase II-specific; RNA polymerase II cis-regulatory region sequence-specific DNA binding; I-SMAD binding. Gene Ontology annotation, biological process: cell differentiation; SMAD protein signal transduction; BMP signaling pathway. The record is from RefSeq and is a predicted model, not a curated record. The coding region runs from base 493 to 1842 and encodes 449 amino acids. Gene Ontology annotation, cellular component: heteromeric SMAD protein complex. Lineage: Eukaryota; Metazoa; Chordata; Mammalia; Rodentia; Muridae. The transcript has 10 exons.